Molecule: messenger RNA, 2460 nt
Organism: Prunus armeniaca (apricot)
Lineage: Eukaryota; Viridiplantae; Streptophyta; Magnoliopsida; Rosales; Rosaceae
Source: the annotation of a GenBank genome assembly
AUGGGGUCCUCUGACGAUCAGAAUUCGCCAUCGGAUACCCCACCAUCUGACUCUUCAUCAUCAUCGCCAACUCCUCCAUCUUCGUCGUCCUCAUCCUCAUCCUCAUCACCCUCUCCACCAUCAUCGAAUUCAGGUUCGGGUUCAAGCUCAGGUUCGAGUGGGGGUUCAGGUUCAGGUUCGAGUGGAGGUUCAAGUUCAAGUGGAGGUUCACCGCCCUCAUCAUCAUCCCCACCUCCAAAGGACUCAUCACCUCCUAAAAGCGACUCAUCCUCCUCAAACAACUCAAACGGCGGCUCGUCAUCUUCAGGAAACUCAAACAGCUCAUCCCCGCCUUCCGACAAGUCUUCCGGCGGUAACUCUUCCAAUAACUCUAACAACUCCGGUGGCUCCUCCUCCUCCUCCAACAAUUCGAAUAACUCAAACAACAACUCGAACAAUUCGAAUAACUCAUCGCCUCCUAGCAACAACAACUCGAACAACUCACCGCCUUCCAACGACAACAACUCCGACAAUUCCAAUAACAACAACUCCAACAAUUCAAACAACAACUCAAAUGACUCAAACAACCAAAACCAAAAGUCCCCUCCACAGUCCAAUUCUCAAAAGAGUCCUCCAUCGUCCUCCUCUAACAAUAACAAUAAUGGAGGGAAUCAGAACAAUAAUAACAAUAAUGGAGGGAAUCAGAACAACAACAACAACAACGGCAACGGCAACGGCAACGGCAACGGCAACAACCACCAAAACAACCAAAACAACCAAAACAACCAAAACAAUCAAAACAACAACAACAACAACCAUAAUAAUAACAACAAUAACUCUCAGUCGCCACCCAAAUCAUCCAAUGGGAACAAUUGGUCACCAAAAUCGUCCAAUAAUUGGUCACCCCCAGCCAUAUCAGGCAAGUCCCAUCCAUCACCUGAUAAUGAUGGGUCACCGCCGCCUUCGCACUCGAGUUCGAGCUCCACGCCCAUCAUCAUAGGAGUUGUAGCUGCGGCAGGGGUUUUGUUGCUUGUCAUGGUGUUCUUCUUCAUGGCGUGCUCUAAGAGGAGGAAGAAGAGACAAACUUCUUCUCACCUUAUGGAGAACCCUGAGCCAUAUCAUCCAAAUGGAAGUAACUAUUGGCAAAGCACUGGACCUAAAAGUACCGAGCACAUUAUGAACAUGCCUCCUUCUGGCCGCGCACCCAAUGGAGGUUGGACUACAUCCACAGCUCCACCGCCACCCAUGAUGAGCAGCGAAAUGAGUUCCUCCAACUUCUCCGGUCCACAUGGUCCCCCCUUGCCGCCACCACACCCUAAUGUGGCUCUCGGGUUCAACAAGAGCACUUUCACCUAUGAUGAGAUGGCGGCUGCAACAUCAGGGUUUGCGCCAGCUAAGCUAAUAGGCCAAGGUGGUUUCGGGUACGUGCACAAAGGGGUGUUGCCAAACGGCAAGGAAAUCGCUGUGAAGAGCCUCAAAGCGGGUAGCGGACAAGGCGACCGUGAAUUUGCAGCCGAGGUUGAGAUCAUUAGUCGUGUUCAUCAUCGCCACCUUGUGUCGCUUGUGGGGUACUGCCUUGAAGGAGAACGAAAGCUGUUGGUGUAUGAAUUUGUUCCUAACAACAACCUCGAAUUCCACCUCCACGGACCAAAUCGGCCACCCUUGGAAUGGGGUCACAGGGCCAAAAUUGCGUUGGGAUCGGCUAAAGGGCUUGCUUACUUGCACGAAGACUGUCACCCCAAGAUUAUCCACCGCGACAUUAAGGCUGCAAAUAUUCUGAUUGACUUUAGCUUCGAAGCUAAGGUGGCAGAUUUUGGGCUGGCAAAGCUGAACCAGGAAAAUGUCACUCAUGUAUCUACCCGUGUCAUGGGAACAUUUGGGUACUUGGCUCCUGAGUACGCAUCGAGUGGAAAGCUAACCGAGAAGUCCGACGUUUUCUCUUUCGGUAUUAUGCUCUUGGAGCUCAUCUGUGGACGCCGCCCUGUGGACUUGUCUGGGGAAUAUGAGGAGGAUACCUUAGUAGACUGGGCUAGGCCUCGCUGCCUGAAAGCAAUAGAUACUGGGGACUAUUCUGAAGUGUUGGAUCCACGGCUAGAGAACAAUUAUAACCAUGAAGAGGUGGCACGAAUGGUGGCAUGUGCUGCUGCGAGCGUUCGACACUCUGCGAAGAAGCGACCAAGAAUGAGCCAGAUUGUUCGUGCAUUGGAAGGCGAUGUCUCAAUGGAAGACUUGCACGAGGGGAUCAAAGGGCAGUUUGGCUCCGGCUCUACCAGCAUUGCUUCAUCUGAGUUUGAUGCUGACUCGUACAAUGCGAAAAUGAAGCCGUUCAGAAAGCCGGCACUGAUUGACAGCACAGACUAUCCAAGCAGUGAAUACGGGCCCACAAGCGAGUACAGCCACAACUCCACCUCUGCAAGCAGCAAUCACUCCCAAGAGAUGGACAACAAGAAAGGGAUGAACCGGCCACAAGGUCCAGUUUGA